AUGAAAACGCCGUUCACCUGGGCCCAGCGGCAUCCCCGCCUGUUGCUCGCCGUCCUAUCCUUCGGCCUCUGCGCGUAUUGGUUCUUCCUCGCACACAAACCCCCGCGCCCGGUCGUCUACACCCGAAAUCCAGAGCUCAAGACCCGGCUGGGCCGCGAAGAGGACAAGUACCGGGCGAUGCUCCCCCAAAGACAGGCCCUCAUCACCAAGUACGGGCCCACUCCCGCCCACCUCGUCAUGUUUCCGCCAGACCAGGACCCGUGGCCGCCGUACACCGUCUGGGACCUCUUCCCCGCCAUCUUCAACUGCCCGCACGAGGUCGAUCGGAUGGGUGCGCUCGGUGACGGCGGAAAGUGGUUGUGCGGCCUGUCGCGCAUCCAGGACAAGCCCGACUGUGUGAUCUAUUCAAUAGGCAUGGACUCGUCCUACUCGCUCGAGGCCACCCUCCUCCGGUCGACGCGCUACUGCCAGGUCUGGAUCUACGACUCCACCAAGGGCGACGACGCGAGCCACUACAUCCCCCGCCUCCUCCGCCACCGCGCCCACUUUGCCAAGCUCACGCUCACCAGCAGCGACCACCACGGCCCGAACGACGACCCGAAGGGCUGGACGCUCAAGAGUCUCAUGGCCGAGAACGGCCACGCCCACAUCGACUUUCUUCGCUUGGACCUCGAAGGAUGGGAGUGGGAGGCGAUGCGCGGCGUCGUGAGCGACUUCACCGUCGAGCGCGCCACCCCGCCGCAGGUCCAGGCGGACGCCAACUCCACCGGCUGGACCGUCCGCGAGCGCGACGGCGUCCUCCCCUUCGGCCAGCUCCAGAUUGAGCUCCACAUAUGGAACCAGCGCUUCCAAGACUUUCUCGAGUGGUGGGAGCUUCUCGAGGUCGCCGGCCUCAGGCCGUUCCACCAGGAGAUCAACCUCAUCUACGCGAACUACAACAGGCGCAGCGGGGUCGAGCUUGCAGAGUACUCCUUCCUCAACACUCGCGGCGAGAACGCGUUCAUCCGCGACUACACCCCCGCCGCUCCCCCCACCCCCGAUGGCGCUCACCCCGAGCGGCCCCAGAUCGCCGACCCCCCUGCCGCCCCCGCGGAACCCCCCAUCGUCGAGGACGUGCGGAAAGAACGCCGGGAGAUCGGGUCGUGA
Molecule: messenger RNA, 1146 nt
Organism: Epithele typhae
Lineage: Eukaryota; Fungi; Basidiomycota; Agaricomycetes; Polyporales; Epitheliaceae
Product: methyltransferase domain-containing protein
Exons: 7
Coding region: 1-1146 (381 amino acids)
Source: RefSeq, a predicted model, not a curated record